CUCAGCCUUAUAGUAGUAAUCUUCUUGAAUAAUUAUCCUACCUGGAUUUGCACCUACUGGGAUUUGCAGUUUAUUUUUUGUAGACGGAAUUGCUCUCAAUCAAUAUACAAAGGAGCUCUUCUUCUAUUUUGUUUUAAGAUUUACAUAGUUACGGUUCAGUAUUAUUCUGGCAUCUAGUUGCUUUGUGGUUUUGGAAUUUUAGCUUUUGGUAUUUCUUCUUGCGUGGAGUAUUGGUGUCUGGUGUUUAGUUUCUUGGACCCUUAAAAUGUGUUCCUUGGAAUUUUAUAAUAAAUUUAGGGGGAAGCUGAAUCAAAUUCUCACUGAUGGGGAAGAUCUCGUGGAAGAAGAUGAACUUUUAAUUAAUUAAUUUCAAAAUCGGAAAGUCCUAGGGAGGUCUUAGACCUUGCAAAGGAUAUGAAGGAGGCAGGAAACCUUCUUUUCAAACAAGGAGAUAUAGAAGAUGCUCUAGAAAAGUAUGGUUAUGCUGGAAUUAUACUUGGUUGUUUUCAGUUUGAGGAGAAUGAUGAUAGAGCUGAAUUUUUUGAUCUGGCUAACUGUAUUCUUCUAAAUUCAGCAGCAUGUUUUAGUAGAAAAAGGGAGUUUGAGCAAGUGGGUAAAAUUUGUUCGGUUAUAUUGGAAUUCAACCCCAACAAUGUGAAAGCUUCGUAUAGAAGAGCCAUGGCUGCUAUAGAAUUAGGGAGAAGUGACUUGGCCUACCCAGACUUGUUAAUGGCCUCUCAUAAUGAUCCUAGAAAUACAGAGGUUCGUAAGAAGCUUGAGGAAGUAAAACAGUCCCGAGAAAAGGAGGUGUCAGGAAAACAUUCCUUAGGUGAUGUUCCAAUUGGGUUAGGACUUGGCCUAUCUCCACCGAGGAAAAAGUCUAAAGGGGAAUUGGUGAAAGAACAUACCAUUGAUCAAGUUCAGCUUCAUGAAAAGGAGCAUAUUAUGUCUGAGAAAAUUGGGUGUGACGUUCGCUUGGGAUUGAAUAGUACAGUAAGUGAGCCAGUUUUAUCUAUCAUGAAAGACAAGCAUUUGUCGGAAAGUUCAAGUGUUGUUGAGGAAAAUCUCAUGUCUGCAGUAUUGGAAGGAGCAGAGGAGAUGAUGGAAGAUGUUUUAAGUGUUUCAAACUCUGAGAAUUCUAAGCCAGUGGAACCCAAUUACCGGGUUGUUAACCGAUUGAGGUCGGGUUCAUCAUUGUCUAUUUCAAAGAAAGACUAUCAGUUGUUGUUGAAAGGCAAGACUAUUCAAUAUUUUAACUCUAAGGUGGCGUCUCCUAUGACCAUUAGAGUAAUAGGUGGUGGCCUAGACAAUACUAUGAAGAGGAAUUAUGAAUGCCAUGAGAAAAGGUUGGAAGACUCCUUUAGGGUGGAUAUGCCACAACAUAGUUCAAUUGUUAGUGGCUUAAAUGAGGAGUUAGAAAACCAAAGAGAAGAGAGGUUGAGAUUGGAUGGUCAUUACAAUUUAUUUGAUUCCAAUAAAGAGUCGGAAAGUGAGUCCAUGAGCGUCACUACGGAAAACUAUCACCAUAUAGGAGAUGCAAGUGAGUACAGGGACGAUGCUUGCUUCAAGUCAACGGCUAGUAUCCAGCAAGAUGAGAAAUUUGAUCCAGGAGUUAAGGUGAGAAAGAAGGAUGGUCGUUGCAUUGGAAGGAAGGCUACGAGGAAGCAAGUGGACAAGAAGGAAAAUGCUAUCGUAACUCACUCCUACCCUGUCUUUAGCAGUAUCAAAGUUGAAAAGAAGAGAAAGGUUGUUACCCCGCCAUCUGAUUGCAUACAACGUCCAAGGAAGAAGGUUUUAUAUGCGUCCCUUACCAAUAGUAUCGAGUCUUAUGCUAGUAGUUUCGAGUCUUGUGCUAGUAGUGUCGAGUCAUGUAUUAGUAGUGAUAAGUCUUGUAACAAUAAGGUCAUAUGUGUAUCCCAUGAAAUGGCCAAUAGCCAAGAGUAAUGGGUGUUGUUGUUUUUGCC
Molecule: messenger RNA, 1964 nt
Organism: Spinacia oleracea (spinach)
Lineage: Eukaryota; Viridiplantae; Streptophyta; Magnoliopsida; Caryophyllales; Amaranthaceae
Exons: 1
Coding region: 415-1944 (509 amino acids)
Molecular function (GO): protein binding
Source: RefSeq, a predicted model, not a curated record